Messenger RNA from Epinephelus fuscoguttatus (brown-marbled grouper), 3647 nucleotides. Its product is annotated as von Willebrand factor A domain-containing protein 5A-like. The record is from RefSeq and is a predicted model, not a curated record. The transcript has 19 exons. NCBI's taxonomy places the organism in Eukaryota, Metazoa, Chordata, Actinopteri, Perciformes, Serranidae. Bases 307 to 2706 code for a protein of 799 amino acids.
ACUGGGUUUGAAUUUGCACACGAGCUUUACUGGGAGUCGUGGAAGUCAGUUGCCUGCAAUUUACAUCAGCUUAUUUUUAAUGCUGAGCUGUGCCAUUCUAUCAGAGUGACGUCUCUUUCUAUUUUAAUCUCACCAAUAGCUGUCAGAAACGUGGUUAGAAAAGUCUGGUCUGUGUUGGCACUAUACAGGAAGUUAAGAGUGUGUUGUUCUAUAGCAGUUCUUACAGGCCAAUAAUGGGAUACUAAUGUUUUCGGAUAUCUGGGGUGAGUCAGGUGUGCCAGGCUGCUUGGAGGAUCUGACUCGAAGAUGAUUUUCAGGAGUAAACUAAUGUGGUGGUGUGUGUUGUUGACAUACUGUACGAUGGUGAACUGCUGUGGUCUGAUAACACCUCAGAAGGAACCAGUUCCUCUGAAAAGCAUCGAAGUGGAGGUGGAGGUGAGGGACCAUGUGGCUACAGUGGUCUCCACUCUGAACUAUGAGAACAAGGAGGACAAACCAAUAGAGGCAUUAUUUGUCUUCCCUCUGCCUGGAGAUGCUGCUGUCUGUCAUUUCAGUGCUAAGAUUGGACAAAAAGAGAUUGUAGCUGAGGUGAAGGAGAAACAGAAGGCUCGUGAGGAGUAUGAUGAUGCACUGAGCUCCGGUCAGCAGGCCUUCCUGUUGGAGGAGAGUGAGCAGAGUCCAGAUAUAUUCUCUCUGAGUGUGGGCAGCCUGCCUCCAGGAGAGAGCGCCUCCAUCAGGCUGGAGUACGUCACUGAGCUGGCUGUGCAGGCUGAUGAUGGGCUGAGGUUUUGUCUGCCUGCUGUGCUCAACCCUCGCUACCAACCUCAGGGUAGUGAAGGUGCCAGUGUCCAGGUGACCUCUGUCCCAGCCUCUCUGGUGCCCUACAGUCUGUCUUUCUCUGCCCGACUGUCCUCCCCUCGUCCAGUCUCUAAAGUAGAGUCUAACUGUUCCCUGGAUCCUCUGCAGUACCUCAACACAAAGCAAACCCAGGCCAUGGUCAAGUUGGCUGCAGGACACAAGUUUGACAGAGAUGUUGAACUGCUGAUUUAUUACAAAGAUGCCCACCAGCCCACUGCUGUGGUGGAGGCAGGACAGGCGUCUGCCAAGCCUGGCACUCUGAUGGGUGAUCCAGUAGUGAUGCUGAGCCUGUACCCAGAGUUCCCCCAGGCUGUGAUGUCUUCAGUCGCCUCACGUGGAGAGUUUGUGCUUUUAUUGGAUCGAUCUGGCAGUAUGGAAUCGCCUAUGGACAACACUGAGAGUCAGGAUCGCAUUGGCAGUGCCAGGGAUACUCUGCUGCUCUUGUUGAAGAGCUUACCAAUGGGCUGCUAUUUCAACAUCUACAGUUUCGGGUCCACCUACGAACGCAUCUUCCCCAAAAGUGUGGAGUACAAUGAGGAGACCAUGGAAGAGGCUCUGAAGAAAGUUGAAGUGAUGAACGCUGACCUGGGAGGAACAGAGAUCCUCGAGCCCCUCAAAGAAAUUUACAGUCAGCCAACCAUUCCCAAUCAACCCAGACAACUAUUUGUCUUUACUGACGGAGAGGUGGAGAACACCAAACAAGUCAUCAAUCUGGUGAAGAAGAAUUCAGGUUCCCACAGGUGCUUCUCUUUUGGGAUUGGGGAAGGGGCCAGCUCUGCUCUUAUCAACGGGUUGGCCAAGGAAGGAGGAGGUCACGCUCAGUUCAUCACAGGGAAAGAGAGGAUGCAGCCUAAAGUGAUGCAGUCGCUGCGAUUUGCUCUGCAACCAGCUGUAGUGGACGUCUCAGUCAACUGGGAUGUGCCAAAGGGAGUCUCUGUCACUGCUCUCUCUCCACCAAUCACAGCACUUUUCCAGGGUCAGAGGUCACUGAUUUACGCCCAGCUUACUGGAAAGAGUUCAGAGGCAGCAGACGGCCUUGUGACGGUGAAGUACAGCCUGGCAGGUCAUCCCUCUCAGAACCAGCUCCACUUCAAUCUCACGCCUGCUGAGGACACUGGAUUAACAGUCCACAGGUUGGCUGCUAGGACUCUGAUUCGCUCCCUGGAGAUGGAGGAGAAAGACGACAUCGAAGAACAAGAUGAGGGAGUGAAGAAGAGGGUGGUGGAGCUCAGUGUCCAGUCAGGAGUAAGCAGUGUCUUCACUGCCUUCAUUGCUGUCAAUAAAGGCGAUGGCGAAGCGAUUCAAGGACCUCUGGUGCGACAAUAUGUUCCAACACCCAUGUACGCCUCGUUUGGUAUGAUGCCUAUGGCUACCAGUGCAGCCAUUAUGUAUGACGAUUUUGAGUUUGAAGAUGCUCAAGAUGAUAUGGCUAUGGGAUGCGAUGAAGGGUUUGAUGGCAUCAUGGAAUCCGAACAGUAUUGUGUUGAAGAGCCUACUGUCAUCAAGCCCAAGCAGCCUCACAGAGACCCUUUGCUGCAACUGGUCUCCCUCCAGAAGGCGUCUGGCUGCUGGGAGCUGGUUCCAGCUCUGGCUGAUGCACUGGGAAAGACCAGCGAGGAGGUGGAGAGUGCAAAACCUUCAGGAGUGAACCAGGAAGUGUGGGCCACCUUUCUGGCUCUGAUCUGGCUUCAUGGCUCCAAGAUGGAGGCUCAGGAUGAGUGGGAGCUUCUGGCCAUGAAGGCUGUGUCAUGGCUCCGUGCUCAGAAUGCUCUCUAUGCGACAGAGUGUGUGGAAGCUGGAAAUGCUUUGUUGGGUUUCAACGUGCAGAAAGACGCCCUGGGACUCUGAGGCUUCUCUUCAGGAUUGAAGACGACACAGAAGCAGAUUUACUGCAUCCUUCGACUUUUACAUUGCAUAUUACACUUUGCACUAUCUGCGUUCACAGUAUUCCAUGCCUUAGUAUAUUUGCACUGUCAAGCAGGUAAGCAGGGAAAAGGGAAAUGCUUCGGGGGGUCAUGGAGGCAGAAUCCUAAAUACAAGCAAUAAUAACCAAAUUUAAUUUGUUUUGAACCAAAAUAUUAACCAUUACAUGUUAAAUACAACAAAAAUAAACAUUGUGUUUAUUGUUGCUAUAGUAAAAUGUAGCGUGUUUAAUAAUUAAACACAACCCUUUAUUCAAAUGGUAUGAGCAUUUUUUUGGAUGGAAACGUUGCAGUUAAGAAAAACUGCAGAUGGCCAACCUCAUGACCUGAGUUUGGAGCUCUUCUGGGUCUUCAUCUGGGUUACGCGCUCACUGAAUAUGCACAGUAGUGUUCCUUAUGCUGCCCGUGCCUACGAGAUCCCGCUUGGCUCAUAGACUCUAUAUUUAGAUGAUUUCACAUAUUUAAAAAUAAAUAAAUCCAUGAACAAUUUUACAAAUACAAAACCUCCAUGGCUCAAGAAUUCAUAAUAGAGAGAGUCAUAGCUAUUGUUUGUAGUUCAAGUUGUCCUGUCAUGAGUUUUGGAAAUUUCUCCUUUUCAGUGGUGGUUUGUGGUUUUUAGGCAACUUUUGGGGGAUUUUUCUGCUGCAAUACCACAAGCAGCCACUUGGAAAAAUUGGAAGCAAGGCUGAGCAGUGUUCCUGGGGGCCUUUUUGAUAUGAUUGAAGCAGAUUAUUAGGGGGUCCCAGUUAUUUCUGUGUGCAGGCCUGGUGUCAAGACAAAGAACUGUUUUUCUGUCUUUCUGUCCAGUGCUUUGUUUUGGAAGUUUUUUCAUUUAAAAAAAUUAAACUGGAAUGUUUGGACCUUAAA